Leptopilina heterotoma is the source of this 1788-nucleotide messenger RNA. RefSeq names its product alaserpin-like. NCBI's taxonomy places the organism in Eukaryota, Metazoa, Arthropoda, Insecta, Hymenoptera, Figitidae. The transcript has 8 exons. The coding region runs from base 107 to 1339 and encodes 410 amino acids. Gene Ontology annotation, molecular function: serine-type endopeptidase inhibitor activity. The record is from RefSeq and is a predicted model, not a curated record.
AUAAAUACUGCUUAGAGUAAUAUGUUUAGGAUUAGAUAAAUUUUUUUAAUCGUAAGAUCAAGUACUUCAGUUUAGUAAGUUAGGAUAAAGGGUCAUCAUUUUUAAAAUGGAAAUACGCACAUUUUUCUGUUUUCUGACCGUCCUUGCGAUUACUGGAAUAGAAGGUUUAAAAAAUGGACAUAACGAUCCAAAUGUCACUAAUUGGAGAACUUACGUUGACGGAAUGGAUGAAUUUUCUUCUGACUUAUACAAUGCGGUGAAAAAUGAAAACUUAUUAAAGAACGUUGUUGUAUCACCAUUGAGUGUAAAUGUUCUUCUAAAUAUAUUUCUGUCCGGAGCGGACGGAAAUACAAAAAAUCAAAUUCUAGAAGCUCUUCAUCUUCCAACAUUUAACAUGAAUGUAAAAUUAUCUUACUCAAGGCUUAUUAAAUAUCUGACGGCAUCCGAACGAGUGACGACAAAAAUUUUAAAUAAGUUAUACGUCAGUAAUGAGUUUUCUAUUAAGGAAGAUUUCAACACUGUGUUAGUAAACUAUUUUCAAUCGAAAGUCGAGAAUCUUGACUUUAAAGAUUCAGUGAAAGCUGCAGAUACGAUUAAUUCCUGGAUAUCAACGGAAACAAAUGAGAAGAUAAAGGAAUUAUUUACCCCUGAUACACUUAGUGGUUCUGGUAUUGCUGCCGUUAAUGUACUGUACUUCAAAGGCGAAUGGUUAAAUGAAAUGAUAAUGUUGAACGAACUAACAGGAGAGCCAACAAGUAAUAGAGAUUUUUAUACAACUAAUGGAAAUUAUCAAGUGCCGAUGAUGAACAUUGAGGAACAAUUUAAUUAUGGAGUUCUUCCAGAGUUUGAUGCUACAUUCGUUGAAAUUCCCUUUAAGGACGUGAAGUAUUUCAUGAUGAUUAUUCUUCCGAAUCAAGUGAACGGUCUCGCGACAGUGGAACGGAAAUUGGGAGAAACAAACCUUACAAGUAUUAGAGAAAAAGGAUCAAUUAGAUAUGUGAAUAUUGUAAUGCCCGAAUUCAAAAUCGAGAGUAAAAUUGAGAUGAAAAAUAUUUUACAAUCGAUGGGUUUGAGAGAUAUGUUCACAACGUCUUCAAACUUAAAUGGAAUUUCUAAUGAAUCCAUGCAUGUUAACGAUGUGGUACAAAAAUGUUUCAUUGCUGUUAACAAAUUUGGCGUUGAAGCUGCAGCAGCAAGUGGUUCUUCAUUAGUUGCACAUAUGCUCCCUAGCAAUAUUGCAAAAUUCAAUGUGAAUCAUCCAUUUUACUUUAAAAUUGUGAAAAAUUUGGCUGGUAAAGUUGGCAUAACCCUCUUUGAAGGAAGUGUCAAAUCUUUCUAAAAGAAAGUAAUGCAUGUGCUUUAAAAUUUAACUGAAUAUUAAUAAAAAUAUAAGCUUGUUAAUCCUUUUUUAAUUCGAUUAUCGGAAGAGUGAUAAAUAAAACAAAGUAUUAUCGUUAAACUUAAUAUAUAACAUUUUAGAAAUUAAUCGCUUUUUAUAAUUUGAUUCCAAAUCUACAAUUUUUACUUCAUCAAAAUUGAAAGAAUGAUUGAGUAUAGUUUGAUGUUCAAACUACAAAUUCAAUUUUUUUGUUUUUAUGUUCUUUGAUUCUUUUUUCCAAACUACGUUUUGAUUCACCGAUGUAAGUGGCGGAACAAUUAUUACAGUUAAAUUUGUAAACGAUACCAUUUUGGUUCCAUUUGUUAGUUGAAUCCUUAUACCUAAUUUAACAACUGAAGUCAAAGACUUAUUAACUAUUGGAAUUGACAAUAAAUUAUAAUCUUUUAAAA